Molecule: messenger RNA, 1189 nt
Organism: Mugil cephalus (flathead mullet)
Lineage: Eukaryota; Metazoa; Chordata; Actinopteri; Mugiliformes; Mugilidae
Gene: hsd20b2
Product: hydroxysteroid (20-beta) dehydrogenase 2
Exons: 11
Coding region: 95-1060 (321 amino acids)
Cellular component (GO): endoplasmic reticulum
Molecular function (GO): oxidoreductase activity
Source: RefSeq, a predicted model, not a curated record
CUAUAAAAUUAGGAUAAACCAGCUUUUAAACAUUAGUGCACAGGGAGCAACAUUGUACAAGGAUAUCCAGCUCACUCAGGAAUUCUUCUGCAAGAUGUCUUACACUGAUGCACUGGCCAUUGUUGGAGGAUUUAUUGUAAUUUUCUUCCUGAUGAAAAUCACCUGGAGAUCCUGGUGUGGAUUCAGAGAGUAUGUUUUAUCUGAGCUCUGGCGUGUUGAUUUAAGGAAACAUGGACAAUGGGCAGUUGUCACUGGUGCCACAUCUGGCAUUGGUAAAGCUUAUGCCAUGGAGCUGGCACGAAGAGGCCUGGAUAUAGUUUUGAUUAGCAGGUGUGCGGAUAAGCUUCAGAUGGUUGCCAAAGAGAUCGAGGAAGAAUAUGGCAGAAAGACUCGUACGGUCCAAGCGGACUUCACGGAUGGCCACGCCAUCUACCCUGCUAUAGCGGAGGAUCUGCAAGGCCUGGAGAUUGGAAUUCUGGUUAACAAUGUGGGAAUGAACUAUACUGAUCAUUUUGCCUACUUUCUGGAAACACCAGAUGCUGAACAAAAAAUCACUCAGGUGAUCAACUGUAACGUGCUGUCUGUCCCUCACAUGACCCGACUGGUUCUUCCGCACAUGGUUGAAAGAGGGACAGGGUUGAUCAUCAAUAUAUCAUCUGAAGUGAGCGUCCGUCCACAGCCUUUGUUGGCUCUUUAUUCUUCCACCAAGAUUUUUGUAACAUAUUUUUCUCAGUGUCUGCAUGCGGAGUACAAGUCAAAGGGAGUUACUGUGCAGUGUGUGUCCCCCUUCAUGGUGUCUACUAACAUGACGCACAACCUAAAAGUCAACUGGUUUGUGAAGAGUGCUACGGCAUUUGCCCACGAGGCUUUGAACACCGUGGGUCACUCUGUCUACACCAGCGGCUGUCUGUCCCACGCACUGCAGGACGUGGCUCUCACAGCACUCUUGCCGGACUGGCUUCGGAUGUCAACAUUCUUCAUCAUAAAACAACGAAAUCUGAUAAAAUUUAGUGAAAGAAACACAGGAAAGGAAACGGAGAGGCUCAGUGAAAAGCAAUAGCAGUCUUUUGCCUGCAUGUGUACUAAUGUUGAAAUGUACCAUUCUUGUGUGUCUGUUUCAAUGGAUUAUCUUCACUGUAGUAUAUUAUCACAGAAUGCUGCACAAUACAGACAUACUGUUGUAUUUUAA